AUGGCCAAAAGACGGCAAUUGCACGGCCGCUUCCUGCAGGUCACGGACUUCCAUCCAGACCCCUUCUACAAGGUUCAUUCGUCGAUCGACUCAGACGGCGCAUGCCAUAGAGGCCACGGCCCAGCAGGUUACUACGGUGCCGAGACGUCCGACUGCGACUCGCCUAUAUCGCUCAUCAAUGCCACCUUCGACUGGAUCCGUGACGAGCUCAAGGACUCGAUCGACUUUGUCAUCUGGACCGGCGAUUCCGCCCGCCAUGACAACGAUGAGAAGAUACCGAGAAAUGUACAACAAGUCACUCACCUAAAUCAACUGCUCGUCGAAAAGUUCUACGAGGUCUUCGCAAAGAAUGAGGACGAGCCUGACGACGAUCCGACCAAUGACCUCGUCGUGCCUGUAAUUCCUACCUUUGGCAACAAUGACAUCCUGCCGCACAACAUCUUCGACAAAGGUCCAAACCUCUGGACCCGCCGAUACCUUGACAUCUGGCGGCCUUUUAUUCCCGAAGUUCAGAAACACUCUUUCGACCAGGGCGGUUGGUUCUACGUUGAGGCUAUUCCAAACCACCUCGCAGUUGUCUCCCUCAAUUCCCUCUACUUUUUCAACUCCAACUCAGCCGUCGACGGAUGCGCCGCCAAAUCAGAGCCUGGAUACCGUCAGCUUGACUGGCUCCGCAUCCAGUUACAAUACUUGCGCGAUCGCAACAUGAAGGCUAUCAUUACUGGCCACGUUCCUCCUGCUCGUACCGACAACAAGAAUAACUGGGAUGAGACCUGUUGGCAGAAAUACACCUUGUGGAUGCACCAGUACAGGGAUGUCAUAGUCGCUACACUCUACGGUCACAUGAAUACCGACCACUUCAUUGUGCAAGAUUUCGACCAGGUAGACGACAGCGUUGUCGAUGGUUAUGAGACCAUCAAGAGCUCCAACAAGAGAGGCAUGGUCGCAGCUGCUGAGCAACAAUUUGGCAUUCAAUCUGCCACCAGUUACCUUAAGGAUCUGAGAAAGAGUUGGACCAAGCUACCGAAGCCUCAAGCAGAUGAAGACGCAGACGCACUCAAGAAUGGCAAGAAACACAAGGGAAAGAAGCCACACAAUCCGGAUGAUUAUGACGCCGAAAUUGGAGGCCGCUAUGCUGAGAGAUUUAGCAUUUCACAUGUCUCGCCAAGUGUUGUACCCAACUACUUCCCUACCAUCCGUGUCUAUGAGUACAACAUCACUGGACUCGACAGAAAGCUACCCCGUACCUAUGAGGACAUGUUUGAACUACAUGCGACGGAGAUACCAGAGGACGAACAAUCCUUGGAAGAAGAUCUGAUCGCCGAGGAUGAAGAUCUUGAAGCUGAACGCAAGAAAAAGAAAAAGAAGCCCAAGAAGCACAGAUUCACAGUGCCCAAGCCGCCUUCAAAAUCUGCACCUCCUGGGCCUGCAUACUCACCUCAAUCGCUGACUCUUCUGGGCUUCGUUCAAUACUACGCUAAUCUGACUCGCAUCAACAACAAUCUCGUUGAAGACGACGCAGAGCAACAGAGACGGAAGGAUGGCAAGCCUCAUGGCAAUAAGCCUUUCGACCAUAAUCGUUCGUCUCACCCAAAAAACUUUACCUAUGAAGUGCUGUACGACACUCGUAGUGACAAGGUCUAUGACUUGGAGGAUCUUACAACAAGGAGUUAUCUUCGCCUAGCACAACGUAUUGCUGGAGUCAAGCCAAGGAAGAGCGAUGUCCAGGUGUCAGGCGAAGACCUUGAAGAAGUUGAAGAGGUUGAAGUUGAUGAAGCUCUUGACGCUGAUGCGCACCAAGGUGAUAUGGAUAUCACCAAGAAGAAACAUAAGAAGAAGAAGGGUGACAAGAAGAAGAAGUCAUCCAAAGACAACAAGCCAUGGUACACAUUUGUUAGACGAGCAUUUGUGGACACCUUGGAGCCUGACGACAUUGAAGAAGAAUUUUAG
Messenger RNA from Aureobasidium melanogenum CBS 110374, 1950 nucleotides. Its product is annotated as Endopolyphosphatase. Lineage: Eukaryota; Fungi; Ascomycota; Dothideomycetes; Dothideales; Saccotheciaceae. Gene Ontology annotation, cellular component: fungal-type vacuole; membrane. The record is from RefSeq and is a predicted model, not a curated record. Gene Ontology annotation, biological process: polyphosphate catabolic process. Bases 1 to 1950 code for a protein of 649 amino acids. Gene Ontology annotation, molecular function: endopolyphosphatase activity; exopolyphosphatase activity. The transcript is spliced from 3 exons.